Molecule: messenger RNA, 1065 nt
Organism: Lobosporangium transversale
Lineage: Eukaryota; Fungi; Mortierellomycota; Mortierellomycetes; Mortierellales; Mortierellaceae
Exons: 3
Coding region: 193-1011 (272 amino acids)
Source: RefSeq, a predicted model, not a curated record
CAGCCAAAGUGAACAAUCAACAACUGCCACCACACGUUUUCUUUUCGAUUCACCUUCGCCCAAUCAUUGUUCCAUCUUGACACUUCUGUUUGUGCUCAUCUCAUCACUCAUCACUCAUCACUCAUCACACCACUUUCAUUCUCCCCUCCUUUUUCUCUUUCUUUUUUCUUUUUCCUUUGCAAAACAACAACAAUGCUCGCUCAACGACGCUUGGUGGCUACAGCGCAGUUUAUGGUCAAGACCUCUCCUUUGGGAACUGGAGCGCAGCAGCCAUUGAGGCGCCCCUAUUCUGCCUCCACCCCUACCUCUAUCUUUGGCUCGACCUUUCACUCAGCCCCUGCACAGUCAACUUGGAUGCGGUCCUUGCUUCAGACUCGAUCAAUCUCGACGCCCCGAUCAAAUGGAUCAACAGUUUUAGCUUCACCGAAACCUUUUGUAACAACAACAAAAGCAGGGACAGCAGUAUCGCCAUCAUUAGUAGCAACUGCAAAAGCAUUCACCGCGCAACGAUCAAAUGGAACAUCAUCACCAUCGUCCUCUUCUUCAUCAUUCUUCUUUACAAGGAAAUACACUUCUCCUUCUUCUUCAUCUCCUUCGCCCUCAAACAUGGCAGUCGCAACUGCUACAGCCACUACCAAUGCAGCAUCAUCUACAGUCGUAUCAAAAACUUUAAAGAAGCCGUUGUCAUUUCAUGAAGAGAUGACUAAAGACCGUUUUAGCUUUAAUUGGUGGAAGGAAUGGACCAUUAUCAUGGGUGUCUUUGCUGUUACGGGCAGCUCCACAGUUAUAGUUGUCAGACCACUUCUCAAUGAUGUGUUCAAGCUGAAGGGUUCGAUGAGAGAAGGUCCUUGGUCCUUCAGGAUUGCCUAUCUCUCCACCACUUUGCCUCUUUACAGUUGUGUUCUUCUUACAAUUGCAUCUCUUGUUGGUCGUCGUCCUUAUUUCAAAAUGGUGGUAAUGAGAAUGUGGGGGCGUUUUUUGCCAAAGAAGGUUAUCCAGCGCUUUCAAUAACUAAUCACAUACCUUGGCAUACACGAUGCAGUGACAAAAUAACCAGCAUUAAGC